AACUGGGAUCCAUAAGUUGGAUGGCCCGAACCCAACCGGAUCAAUACCCAUUGUUGAACCGAAUCCGGUUCUCGUUUAUCUUCCCAUCUUUUCUUCGUCUAAUUGUUUCUUUUAUUUCUCUCUUCCUUUCGCGAUAUCGAAGAACUCAACCAACGGUAAUCGGAGAAUAGUUUGAGAGAUGACGACGGCAGCUCGACCCACAUGGGCACCUGCAAAAGGUGGUAAUGAACAAGGUGGUACUCGAAUUUUUGGUCCUUCUCAGAAGUACUCGUCCAGAGAUCUUGCCUCUCAUACGAACCUAAAGCCUAGAAAGGAGGGGCAAGACACCCAGGAUGAAUUGCAGAAGAGGAAUCUCCGUGAGGAGCUUGAUGAUCGAGAAAGGAGGCAUUUUUCAUCGAAGGAUAAGUCUUAUAAUGAUGAUAGAGACCGUAGAAAGAAUAAUCAACUUUUCUUGGAAGGGACAAGGAGGGAUACUGAAGACCGCAUUAUUCCACGCAGUGUGGAUGCUGAUGAUUCUGAUGUGGAAGUUAACAAUGAUGAUGAAAGUGAUGAUGACGACGAUGAUGAUGAUGAGGAUGACACUGAAGCUCUCAUGGCUGAGCUUGAAAGAAUAAAGAAGGAAAGAGCAGAGGAGCAGUUGCGGCAGGAACAACAACGGGCUGCUGAAGAGCUUAAAGUGAAGGAAGAGCAGCUUCUUCGAGGAAAUCCACUCUUAAACAAUCCAACGUCUUUUAAUGUGAAAAGGAGGUGGGAUGACGAUGUGGUUUUCAAGAACCAGGCUCGAGGUGAAACCAAGACCCCUAAGCGCUUCAUCAACGAUACUAUAAGAAAUGACUUCCAUAGAAAAUUCCUUCAGAAAUACAUGAAAUAAUUUAGUUGAUGUUUUAAAAGUCACCAAGAAGUUGAAAGAUAAUUCUGGAUCUGAGUCAUUGUAUGUAUGUGAUUAACAAUCAUCUCUGCAGGUUUGAAUUUGAUGUACCAUUUUCCAGAAAAUUUGGGAUUGUUUUUUAUGCUGAUUUCUAUGUACGCUUGUGAAAUAUAUAGACUGGUGUAAGCAACUUUUAUUUUGAUCUCUAUUGUUCUUUCCAUUUGAUUGA
Messenger RNA from Manihot esculenta (cassava), 1097 nucleotides. Its product is annotated as protein CWC15 homolog. Lineage: Eukaryota; Viridiplantae; Streptophyta; Magnoliopsida; Malpighiales; Euphorbiaceae. Gene Ontology annotation, molecular function: RNA binding. Gene Ontology annotation, cellular component: catalytic step 2 spliceosome. Gene Ontology annotation, biological process: mRNA cis splicing, via spliceosome. Bases 179 to 871 code for a protein of 230 amino acids. The record is from RefSeq and is a predicted model, not a curated record. The transcript has 8 exons.